AUGUGCGUGAUCCGUCCGCCUAAUGCGGCCGCUUCCCGCACGCGAGACCCCACUAACGAGCAUCAAGUGCGUGACACGCGCGCGUUACGCGGCCCUGUCCCGCACGCGAGAACCAACCAGUCCGCCGGCGUCACGCGACGUUCUAGAAAGCGUGUUGACGCCGCGCAGACCAGGAAUAUCAAUAGACGGCGGGAAGAUCUCACCAACGUUACGAGCGGCCGCUCACUGGUUAGACAGUUGUGCAACCAGCCAGGAGCCGAUCCAGCGUACUCAUCAGCCAAGGUCGCGGCCGCCGGCGCCGGCAGCAGA
Molecule: messenger RNA, 309 nt
Organism: Iphiclides podalirius (scarce swallowtail)
Lineage: Eukaryota; Metazoa; Arthropoda; Insecta; Lepidoptera; Papilionidae
Source: the annotation of a GenBank genome assembly